This is a messenger RNA of Eleginops maclovinus (Patagonian blennie), 1634 nucleotides long. RefSeq names its product ferredoxin 2 (gene fdx2). Lineage: Eukaryota; Metazoa; Chordata; Actinopteri; Perciformes; Eleginopidae. The coding region runs from base 18 to 608 and encodes 196 amino acids. Gene Ontology annotation, biological process: P450-containing electron transport chain; positive regulation of oxidoreductase activity. Gene Ontology annotation, molecular function: 2 iron, 2 sulfur cluster binding. The transcript has 5 exons. The record is from RefSeq and is a predicted model, not a curated record. Gene Ontology annotation, cellular component: mitochondrion.
GUGACCAAAACAGAAUCAUGGCGGCCUCCGCUGCAGUCCGCUCCAGCAUGGGACUGACUUUGAGACUUUCUAGAUCUAUCCCAGACUGUAGCAAAUGUCCCUUUUACAGGUUAAAGAGCUGUGUGAACAGUGUGGGUAAAUUACAAAGGACUGGUUCCUUCGACAGCUUUCGGACCAUAAAUCGACACUUGCAGACAAGUAUAGCUUUGAACCACAAUGAGGAAGGGAGCUCGAAUGCUGAGGACCCGGAGGAUGUGGUUAACGUGGUGUAUAUAGACCGGUCUGGUCAGAGGAUCCCAGUUAAGGCCAAGGUGGGAGAUAACGUCAUGUAUCUGGCUCAGAGGCAUGGAAUUGAAUUGGAAGGAGCCUGUGAGGCAUCGCUGGCCUGCUCAACAUGUCACGUAUAUGUGAAUGCUCCUCAUUUUGACAAACUGCCAGAACCUGAUGAGCGAGAGGAUGACAUGCUGGACAUGGCCCCCAUGCUUCAGGAGAACUCCCGAUUAGGAUGCCAGAUCAUUCUCACUCAUGAGCUUGAGGGCAUAGAGCUCACCUUGCCCAAAGUCACCAGGAACUUUUAUGUGGACGGCCAUGUUCCCAAACCUCAUUGAGAAGUGGAGCAUAUGAUUAAAGCUGGAGAAAACUGAGAGCGUGGCGCUGCAAGCUAGACAGCAUGUGUGCUGGUUGAGUGAGGGGGUGACUAUAAAGAGAUCCGUAGCAACUCCUGAGACCUCUUGCAGACUGACAAAUUCCACAGUUACCCAAUGACAGUACAGGCCUUUAGUUGACAUCAGUAUAGUCAGACACUUUGAAUCUCACUGAAGGGGAAAUUAAUGGUUACUUCCACAAAAAAACUGUGAUAGAUUAACUGACUAUAUAUUUAUUAACGUGAAUUUUUGUUCUCAGGCCAGUAUCAAGACACCAUUCAAUCUCACAAACUGUUCUUUGUUACAACAUCGGACAAUUUCAGAGACAUUUUAUUUUAACAGUUCAUGCUGCUUAAUGGUACAUUCCUUGUUAGAGUUCAUAUACGCACAAGUAAGACAAGAUGAUGUUCUUAGUCAUUUCUGUCGGUCCAUCAUUUUCACACUGUUUCACUGACGCAUUACACUUAAUUUCCAUCUUGUACCAAGUUUUGUAGGUGUUUUGAUAGCUUAUCAGUAACUACCCGCUGAAUUUAGCUCACCUGAAGUCCUAAACAUCAUGAUUUCUUCUGCAUGCUACUCAAGCCAGAAAGAAGAAUAAGCCAUAUUAUCUAAUAUAGUGUAUUUCUAAUUAAAAAAACCUGCAGCUUAAGAGUAAGACUGUUGAAACUUACAUAGUAUUCACUAUAAUAGCAAAACAAUAAGGCUUUAAAGAUGGUGAAUGCUUCUCAAAGCACUUCCCCAGGUGCAAGUAAUUAAGGUUUGAUUGGUUGAUCUUGUUCAGCUUUGCUCUUUACCAGAGCAGCAUAAAGGUGGAUAUGAGUUUUGAAGCAUGUGGGCUUUAUGUUACCAUGGAUUGAGUUUUCCAAAUCUACCUUUUCACUUGUUAAGUCUACUGUACUUGGCCUUACGCACAAAUGUAAGUCAACUGUUUAUCAUGUCUUUGAAUUACCAAUAUUUAAAGUUGUGCAAUAAAAUGUUUUUUAAAAGUUA